Trichoderma aggressivum f. europaeum is the source of this 570-nucleotide messenger RNA. RefSeq lists its product as uncharacterized. Lineage: Eukaryota; Fungi; Ascomycota; Sordariomycetes; Hypocreales; Hypocreaceae. Bases 1 to 570 code for a protein of 189 amino acids. The record is from RefSeq and is a predicted model, not a curated record. The transcript has a single exon.
AUGCAUCCAGCACCUGCCGAUGCGCCAGUUCGUGCCCACAGCACUAAGGCCCGCCCGCCAGGCUUCGUGGUUGGCUUCUGGAGCCCUGAAAGCUCGUGGCCAGCGGACUCGGCCAGCGGCCCUCAGCGGGUCGGGGGGUCCGUCCCCCCUCAAGCCGUGCCGCUAAGCCCCCCUUGGCAAUGGAACAACAUCCGCGACUCUCGAACCUCUCACAUCCAAAUCACUUGCGCGUCAGAUUUGAUGCUUCUCACCGACAACGAAACCAGGGCCCCCCUCGGAUUUGACCUCAGAUUUCGCGCGUUUCGUUUGUCCCUCUUCAAGGACGUCAAUUCCGGUGCUUGGUCUGCCAAUUUCGAUCCCAGCUUUUGUUUUUCCUGCAUCGUCUUUCUCGUCUGUUUCCCCGGGGGAGUUCUGGCAUCACACAUCUACGGCUUCUUUCUGCAUCUUUUGACGCCCUUCUGGUUCGCGCGCGCCAAAAACGACUUUUAUCCUUCGGCCAAUGCCGCUCGCCUGCUCGCCAGAUCAUCGAUAACGCCCGGGAGCAGAAAGCUGCAAGAUCAAUACUGUUAG